Cavia porcellus (domestic guinea pig) is the source of this 1102-nucleotide messenger RNA. RefSeq names its product meiotic nuclear divisions 1 (gene Mnd1). Gene Ontology annotation, biological process: reciprocal meiotic recombination. The transcript is spliced from 8 exons. The record is from RefSeq and is a predicted model, not a curated record. NCBI's taxonomy places the organism in Eukaryota, Metazoa, Chordata, Mammalia, Rodentia, Caviidae. Bases 335 to 952 code for a protein of 205 amino acids. Gene Ontology annotation, molecular function: double-stranded DNA binding. Gene Ontology annotation, cellular component: nucleus.
GCCCCCACCCCAGGCUCGCUCUCCGCCCACGACCCCCUGCCUGGACGGGAUCCACCCUCCGCCCAAUCCGGGCCCUAGCCCUCGGUCCGCGUCCCGGUCUACGCUCAGGCCACGCCCCUCAUCCGAGCCCGCCCUCCGUCCCAGUCCAGACCCCGCCCCUACGCCCAACUGGGCUCUCGGCGGAGCCGCUAGGGGUCGCUGCGCGCCGUGCAGACGUGGCUGCUCCGCUCACCAGCUUUCCCCUCGCUGCUCCGCGCCGAGCGUUUGGCGCCAAAACCAAAGGCGCUCGUCACCCCACGCAGGCCUCGUCCCUGGAAGGCUCGCCGUCCGCGCCAUGUCAAAGAAAAAAGGACUGAGUGCAGAAGAAAAGAGAGCCCGUAUGAUGCAAAUAUUUUUUGAGACAAAAGAUGUAUUUCAAUUAAAAGACUUGGAGAAGAUUGCUCCCAAAGAGAAAGGGAUUACUGCUAUGUCAGUGAAAGAAGUUCUCCAAAGCUUAGUUGAUGAUAGUAUGGUGGACUGUGAGAGGAUUGGAACGUCUAAUUAUUACUGGGCUUUUCCGAGCAAAGCUCUCCAUGCAAGGAAACGUAAAUUGGAGGAGCUGGAAUCUCAGUUGUCUGAAGGAAGCCAGAAACAUGCAAACCUACAGAAAAGCAUUGAAAAAGCAAAAAUUGGCCGACACGAGACGGAAGAACGAACCAGGCUAGCCAAAGAGCUUUCUUCACUUCGAGACCAAAGAGAACAGCUUAAAGCAGAACUAGAAAAAUACAAAGAUUGUGACCCGCAAGUUGUGGAAGAAAUACGUCAAGCAAAUAAAGUAGCCAAAGAAGCUGCUAACCGAUGGACUGAUAAUAUCUUUGCAAUAAAAUCUUGGGCCAAAAGAAAAUUUGGAUUUGAAGAAAAUAAAAUUGAUAAAAAUUUUGGAAUUCCAGAAGACUUUGACUACAUAGACUGAAAUGUGUGAUGGUGGAGAAGGCUCUUCGAGCUUGUAAAUAUGUAAAUUCUAAAAUAUUACCUCACUGACAGUGAACUGUCAUUGCCCUGUAACUGUUUGUUGGUUUAUUGAUUCUAAAUAAAGAAUAAACCACAGGUCUUCUUCAGCUUU